CCAGCCACUAGUCUUCAGUAUCAUUGUCAACGGUUACUAUUGUGUGUAUUAUUUAUAUCAGGGUUAACGAGGGAUCAAACUGCUUACAUUCGCUUUGUGUACUGCACGGUUAGCGAGCUUGUAUUGUUCGUGCUGCGGAGUCACUAAACUGUCUACUGUCAUGCUGUGUGUAUAAGACAAAAAUGUCGGAUCUUGUCUCAGUGGCUGCUAUCAAGGAUCUUCUGACAGAGUGUCCAAUAUGCACAGAACACUUUGAUGACUCAAUACGAAUUCCUCGUCGUAUGACAUGCUGUGUCCAGUCCAUAUGUCAGCCCUGUCUGGAAACCUGCAGUGGAGGCAAUACAACCAUAUCCUGCCCUAUGUGUCGGCACCAACAUAACCUGCCCGGUGGAGUGAAAUCCCUGCCCAAAGAGACGGUCAUCCUGAAGACUCUGGACUACCUCAAGAUCCAGAAAGGUCUUCAUCUUCCAUGUACAGACUGUCCGGACAAGGAAACCGCUCAAGCCCAGUGUGACAACUGUGGGGUAUUUCUCUGUUCUAUCUGUCUGAAUGCCCACAGGAGGAAUGUAACAACAAAGACACACACAAUAGUUACCUUUGAUGAGAUGAAGGGGCGACCUGUGCAGAGUUUCCGUCGUCGACAUCAGUGUAGUCAACACCAGCAGCCUCUGCAGUUCUACUGCCACACUUGUACCAAGGUCGUCUGUGUUUCAUGCACUGUAGUAGAUCACGAUAAAGGGAAGGGACAUAAUGUUGUGUCUGUGGAUGAGGCACACCAAGAACUGUCGAAAUCCAUAGAAGACGUUUUCGCAAAGAUGAAUGAGAAGUCAGAGACACUGGACAAAGCAGAAGUAGAAUUAAUGAAGAAGCUGAAGAACAUCCAAAUGUCCAAGAGGGUUGCCACAGAUGAUAUCAACAAAACUUUUGACGAUCUGGCCAAUGAGCUGAAGCAACGGAGGUCAGUCCUGUUGUCAGAUGUUGAACAUAAAUCUGCUCAGAAUCUUCAGCUGACAAAGGAUGCACUUGGGAAAACAAGAGAUUUGCAGACUAGAGUAAAAUCUUCCAUUGAAUACACAAAACUAAUGAGAAGUAAAGCUGACAGGAUAGAGGAUCUUCAGGUGAUGAUGUCUUCAGUCGGCCCCUUGAGCACUAUGUUGGGGAGGAUUUACAAAAGGUAUUCUUUGUCAGGACUGGUGUGUACUUUGUCGAGUCAAACAUACAUCAUCUUUGUGAUAGUAUGGCAGCUGGAAUGGUCAGGUCAGUCACGUUCUCCCCAACAGAGAGGCCGAAAUAUGUGCCAGAUACUGCAGCAUACAAUGCCAUCGUACAGGAUCCAGCAGUGUUACCUACAGGCGCGAUGCUGGAAUGGGACGCAGGAACAGCUUAUGGCGCUGUAUGUGUAUCUGGGCGGGUAGUCACCAACAAUCCAC
Messenger RNA from Haliotis rubra (blacklip abalone), 1430 nucleotides. RefSeq names its product E3 ubiquitin-protein ligase TRIM33-like. Gene Ontology annotation, molecular function: ubiquitin-protein transferase activity; zinc ion binding. The record is from RefSeq and is a predicted model, not a curated record. Gene Ontology annotation, biological process: positive regulation of DNA-templated transcription. The transcript has 3 exons. Lineage: Eukaryota; Metazoa; Mollusca; Gastropoda; Lepetellida; Haliotidae. Bases 183 to 1415 code for a protein of 410 amino acids. Gene Ontology annotation, cellular component: nucleoplasm; chromatin.